Molecule: messenger RNA, 2688 nt
Organism: Pezoporus occidentalis (night parrot)
Lineage: Eukaryota; Metazoa; Chordata; Aves; Psittaciformes; Psittacidae
Gene: PLXNC1
Product: plexin C1
Exons: 14
Coding region: 28-2673 (881 amino acids)
Biological process (GO): negative regulation of cell adhesion; semaphorin-plexin signaling pathway involved in axon guidance; regulation of cell shape
Cellular component (GO): semaphorin receptor complex; plasma membrane
Molecular function (GO): protein binding; semaphorin receptor activity
Source: RefSeq, a predicted model, not a curated record
CCGCGGCACCGAGCCGAGCCCGCGCCCAUGGCGGCGGCGCCGCCCGCCCUCAGCUGGGCGCUGCCCCUGCUGGCGGCGCUGGCGGGCGCCGGCGGCCCCCAGAGCUUCGAGCUGCCGGGGGCCCCCAUCGACAACAUCGAGGUGAGCAGCGGCGGCGUGCUGGUGGCGGGCGGCAGCUGCCUCUACGAGCUGCGGCCCGAGCUGCGGCUCCGCCACCGCGUGGUGCCGGCGGCGGCAGGGCAGGUCUGCGGGGAGCCCCCCGGCAUGCGCAGCAACCUGCUGCUGCCCUACGUGGAGGCCGGCGGGAAGGGUGUCCUGCUGGCUGGCUGGACCCAGAAGGAUGGCACCUGUGAGGUGUGGGAGCAGCCGGCCUACCGGCAGCGCUUCAACCGCAGCGAGGUGGUCAGCUGCCUGCCCGACGGCUCCACCGCUGGAGUCGUCUUCCAGCUGGCUGGCGCCUGGUACCUGGCAGUGGCGGCCACCUAUUCGACUGGCAGCUAUGGGAACUAUCUGGGCUGCGAGCCUUCCCAGUCGGACAAGGCAACCGUCAUUACGGUUCGCAGCAUGAACAACCUGGAGUCCAAGGAGGAGCUGGGCAUCAUCAAGCGCAAGGACGAGCCUUUGCACUUCGUUGACGCUCUCCAGUGGGGGGACCACCUCUUCUUUCCCUACUAUACCUUGAAGGCCAGGGCAGGCAACAGCACGGAGCCACCGAGUAUGGCUGUCCUGCGCCAGCUACGCCCCUCAGAGGGUGGCCUUACUUUGCAAGGGCAUGUGUAUUUGGACUGCGGGUGCAGGACUCUCAUUGUUUCCUCCAGCCUCGUCCGCCAGGGCGAGCGGGGCUGGUGGGUUGGUGUUUUCCUCUACAAACAGGACGCCAAGGCCUGGAAUGCCACUGCUGUCUGCAUCUUUGGGAUGGAGGAGAUGAAGGAGCAAGCCUGCGCGUCCACGCACUUUGUCAUGAAUGGGAAUAGUUGUGAGGCACGAUCAAUCAAGAAAUUACCUACCUUGAUUCACUCUGGUUUAGUGGCUGUUUAUGGCACGGUUGUUUUGAAUCAGAUAGUUCUCUUUUUGGGAACAGAUGAUGGACAGUUACUGAAGGCUAUUCUUAAUGAGGAUAUGGAAUCUAAUUGCCCAGAGAUUUUAUAUGAAAUUAAGGAAGAAACCUCCAUUUUCCCCAAACUUCGACUUGAUCCAGUAGAUAACAACUACAUCUAUCUGUCCUCUGCCAAUAAGGUGAGAAGAAUACCAGUUGCAAAUUGCAGUAGAUACAUUUCCGAGCAAGAAUGCUUAUCUGUAAAGGAUCCGUACUGUGGGUGGUGUUCUUUGACUCAAAGGUGCACAUUGAAAGAAAAUUGUACACAUUCAAACAGCAUAAAGGGUUGGUAUAACAUUUCACAUGCACAUGAUAAAGAUCUGAAAAUCCACCUAAGUUUCCCUGCCAGAAAUCAGGUUGCUAUGUCUGCAAGUAUAAGCAAAAUCCUUACUUCCUGUAUGAUAAAGAUUAUAACACCUGCUGAAAUAUUUUAUGAAAAUGUCGUACUGAAAAACUCAUCCUGUUUCUGCAAUCUGACCACUCUGGUGAUAACUGAUAAUGAUUGUCUUGUUAUCGAAGCAUCGCUGUCCUCAAGCUCUUGGAAUAUCACACAAACAUUUCAGUUGAAAAACUGCUUACAAUGUAUACACAAGGGUGAAUGUGACAGCUGUAAAUGGACGCGUGUCUCUCCUGCCACCACCUGCCAGGAUAGCUGUAAUGCAGCUGCUUCCAAGGGGAUUGCCACUGCACAGAAAACAGAGCAUAUCAGCAUUCAUUCCAUUGAGCCUUUGUGGAUUUCUACAUUAGGCAAAAGUGAAAUAACAGUCAAAGGAGAAAACUUUACACAUGCAUCAGGCAUAAAACUGAUACUGACUGGAAUCACCGGCUGUAAACCAGACAUCAUUAAAGUUAGAAAUGUGCUAAACGAUACACAAAUGACGUUUGCUCUACCACCAACACGUAAAGAGGCCAAAAGUAUAUGUAUACAGGCUAAUGGGAAAAAAUGUUCACCACCAAUGACCCUGCAUUAUGUUUCACCUCCAUCAUGUCUUGCAAUCACACCAAAUACCUCCUGGAUCAGUGGUGGUCGUAAAAUUACUACGAUUGGUAGAAAUUUUAAUGUUGUGGACAGUGUGAUUAUUUCAGAUGACCAGAGAUCAAACCUCACUGUCUUUAGGUGUCCUGGAAAUGAAUCUGAAUAUCAUUACUUAACCCCAAGCCUGAGCCAUGCAACAGAGGGUAAAGUUGUUGAUAUGAUGUUAAAAGUGGAAACUACCUUUAUACCAUGUGUUAAAUUACACUAUCACCCUGACCCAGUGUUCAUUAACUACCAGCUGCACACUGAGCUUGAUCCUGAUCUGGAAUUGAAAAUAUAUAAAGAAAAUGACAACUUGAAUAUUUCUAAGACUGAGGUAGAAGUUUACCUGUCAUAUAUGAAUGGUGCACAGACCAAAAAGAUAUGGUUCAGUGUCCAGAAUAUUACCAAAAAGCCAGAUCGUAGCACCAUACUGUGUAAAUUCAAACGGGAAGGAACAGACAAGAUUGACUUUUCCACAGUGAAAGUUUUUGUAAGUAGAAUUCCCUUUUGUUGCAAUUCAGGAGUGUUUGGAUGUUUAUACAAAUGUAGCAAAAUGUAGCAUUAAUGCUCUCAA